Pocillopora damicornis (cauliflower coral) is the source of this 2205-nucleotide messenger RNA. RefSeq lists its product as uncharacterized. Gene Ontology annotation, biological process: regulation of transcription by RNA polymerase II. NCBI's taxonomy places the organism in Eukaryota, Metazoa, Cnidaria, Anthozoa, Scleractinia, Pocilloporidae. The record is from RefSeq and is a predicted model, not a curated record. Gene Ontology annotation, molecular function: RNA polymerase II cis-regulatory region sequence-specific DNA binding; DNA-binding transcription factor activity, RNA polymerase II-specific.
CUGAUUGGUGAUAUCAAAGACACUCAGAAAGUUAUCGUAAUUUUACACGUGUGCAGUUACAGCUUUUCUUAGGCAUGGAAAUCCUUGUAAAACACCGCAGUUUAUUACGUAUUAUAAAGGUUGUUAAAUUGUUCCCUUGGGCUCUCCAAGAAGUAAUGCUCGAAAGAGAAAAAAGAGUCCCCCAAUGUGAUGAUAUCAUGCCUCGGUUUCUCUCUUUCAAUAAUCUUGCGAGACUCGUUUGAAAUUUGUUUUGUGAUUGUGUUACAGACAAGAUGUCGAGAUGUCUCUUAACCACAGUGAAGACAAUGAAAAGUCGGCCCGUUCUACAAGAAAGACCAGAGGUGAAAGGAAGUUUGAUUGCUCCCAUUGUGAUAAAAGUUUUACCAGAGCGGAAAUCCUCCGUCAGCACGUAAGAAUACACACGGGCGUAAAGCCUUUUAAGUGCAGCCAUUGCGACAAGUGUUUCAGACAUGCAGGAACCCUUAUCCAGCAUAAAAGACUGCACACUGGAGAAAAACCGUAUAAGUGCAAGCAUUGUGAAAUGCGUUUUAGGCAGUCAGAACAACUAUCUCGACAUGUCAGAGUUCAUACUGGAGAGAAGCCUUUCAAAUGCAGCCAUUGUGACAAGUGUUUUAGUCAGCCUUCAAACCUUCGCCUACAUAACAGGGUGCACACGGGCGAAAAACCCUUUAAAUGCAAGGUGUGUGACAAAUGUUUCAAUCAUUCAGGAAUCCUUCGUACUCAUAGUAGGACACAUACCGGAGAAAAACCCUUUAAAUGCAAUGUUUGUGACCAGCGGUUUUCUACUCUUGGGAACCGAAACCAGCACAACAGGAUACACACAGGAGAGAAGCCUUUUGCAUGUAAGCAGUGUGAUAGGUGUUUCAAUGAUGCUGCAACUCUUCGUCGACAUAAAACAGUGCACACUGGAGAAAAGCCUUUUAAGUGUAAGGUUUGUGACAGAUGUUUUAACCGAUCAGUAAACCUUAAUCGGCAUGUCCAAACACACACGGGGGAAAAGCCUUUUAAGUGCAGCCAGUGUGACAAAUGUUUCACACGUGCAGCAGAUCUUCGCCGCCAUGGCACAGUGCAUUCGGGCGAGAAACCUUUCAAGUGCAACCAUUGCGACAAGUGUUUUACACAAGGAGGACAACUUCGCCUACAUCUCAGAUUACACACGGGAGAGAAUCUUUUUAAGUGUCACCAGUGUGGCAAGUGUUUCACUAACUCGAGUCACCUUCGCCUACAUGCCAGUGUACAUACGGGCGAGAAGCCUUUUAAGUGUGACCAAUGUGAAAAAUGCUUCAGUCGAGCUUCGGACCUUCGCCGUCACAGCGCAGUACAUGCCACUGAAAAACCCCACAAGUGCACUGAGUGCGGCAAGUGUUUUAAAGAAAAUGGAACACUUCGCCAACAUGUCAAAAGACAUACACGGGAAAAGCCGUUUCAUUGCGAGCAGUGUGGGGAGUCCUUUUCCCAGGAAGGUCACUUUCAACAACAUGUUAAAGAACACUGGGGAGAAAAGCCUUUUAAGUGCUCACAUUGUGUCAAGUAUUUCAGCCACGGAUCAGAUCUUCGCCGACAUGUUGCCACCGUUCACGCGGAUGUAGAAGAGCGCAAUGCUGCAACUCCUCGCCAGAAUAAAACCGUGCACAAUGGAGCAAAGCCGCCUUUUAAGUGUGAGAUCUGUGACAAAUGUUUCACCCGAUCAGUAAACCUUAAUCGACAUGUCCAAACACACACAGGAGAAAAGCCUUUUAAAUGCAGCCAAUGUGAAAAAUGUUUUGCUCGUGCUGCAGAUCUUCGCCGCCAUGGCACUGUGCAUUCGGGUGAGAAACCUUUCAAGUGCAAAUAUUGUGACAAGUGUUACACUCAAGGGGGACAGCUUCGUCAACAUAUCAGAUUACACACAAGAGAGAAUCUUCUCAAGUGCCAGCAUUGCGACAAGGUUUACACCAACUCAAGUCAACUUCGCCUACAUGCUAGAGUGCACGUCGAGAAUGAGCCUUUAAAUUGCAGAGCUCACACAGAAGAAGUGGACGAAAACAUACAAAACCAAGAAACACAAGAUGACACUAUGUGUGCCGAGGUGGUGGUCGCCCUGGAUAUCAUGUAGCUUACUUGCCUUGUUUGGGACAGACGUUGUUAUCGGUGUAAACUGUUGGACUUUUCAAACGAGUUUUUAUCGUUUUGGGGAACUCGAGG